UGCCCACCAGCUCUGCCAGCCUGAGGACCUGAUGCCAUAAACCUCGGGAGCGCCCGCAGCCGCCGGCCGAGCCCAUGGCGCACACUGGCACUGCCCCCCCGGCGCCCGUCGGCCCCCACUGCUGCGUCUGCAGGGUGGAGCUGUCCGUCUGCGGGCACAACCUGCUGGACAGAGAUGUCACCUCCAAGUCCGACCCCUUCUGCGUCCUCUUCCUGGAAGUCGACGGCAAAUGGGUGGAGCUGGACCGCACGGAGACAGCAGUGAACAACCUGAACCCUGCCUUCGCCAGGAAGUUCCUCCUCGACUACCGCUUCGAGGAGGUGCAGAGGCUGAAGUUUGCCCUCUUCGACCAGGACCGGGCGAGCCUGCAGCUGGCAGAGCAUGACUUCCUGGGCCAGCUCUGCUGCACCCUGGGCACGAUCGUCUCCAACAAGAAGAUCACCAGGAGCCUGCUGCUGGGCAACGGGAAGCCAGCUGGCAAGGGCACCAUCACGGUAGCUGCCCAGGAGCUGUCAGACAACAGAGUGAUCACCCUGAGCAUGGCUGGCAGGAGGCUGGACAAGAAGGACCUCUUUGGGAAGUCAGAUCCCUUCCUGGAAUUCCACAAGCCAGGGGACGAUGGGAAGUGGAUGCUGGUGCACAGGACAGAGGUGAUCAAGUGCACGCUGGACCCUGUCUGGAAGCCUUUCACUGUGCCUUUGGUCUCCCUGUGUGAUGGAGACGUGGAGAAGCUGAUCAAGGUGAUCUGUUAUGACUACGACAGUGAUGGGGGACACGACUUCAUUGGGGAGUUCCAGACCUCAGUGGCCAGGAUGUGUGAAGCCCAAGAUGCCUGCCCACUGGAGCUGGAGUGCAUCAACCCCAAGAAGCAGAAGAAGAAGAGGAGCUACAAGAACUCUGGCAUCAUCAGUGUCAAGUCCUGCAAGAUCACCAGAGACUUCUCCUUCCUGGACUACAUCCUGGGAGGCUGCCAGCUGAUGUUCACCGUUGGCAUUGACUUCACAGCCUCCAACGGGAACCCUCGGGACCCAACCUCCUUGCACUACAUCAACCCCCUGGGGACCAACGAGUACCUGUCAGCCAUCUGGGCUGUGGGCCAGAUCAUCCAGGACUACGACUCGGACAAGAUGUUCCCUGCCCUGGGAUUCGGCGCCCAGCUCCCGCCGGACUGGAAGGUCUCCCACGAGUUUGCCAUUAACUUCAACCCCACCAACCCCUUCUGUUCGGGUGUGGAGGGCAUUGUCCAAGCCUACUCUGCCUGCCUGCCGCACAUCCGCUUCUACGGCCCCACCAACUUCUCGCCCAUCGUCAACCACGUCGCCCGCUUCGCUGCCCAGGCUGCCCAGCAGCAGGCUGCCACCCAAUACUUCAUCCUCCUCAUCAUCACGGACGGGGUGAUCAGCGACAUGGAGGAGACGCGGCAGGCGGUGGUGCAGGCCUCCCGGCUGCCCAUGUCCAUCAUCAUCGUCGGGGUGGGCAACGCCGACUUCGCGGCCAUGGAGUUCCUGGACGGGGACAGCAGAGUGCUGCGCUCCCAGGCGGGCGAGGAGGCGCUCAGGGACAUCGUCCAGUUCGUGCCCUUCCGCGACUUCCGCAACGCUCCCAAGGAGACGCUGGCCAAGGCCGUGCUGGCAGAGCUGCCCCAGCAGGUCGUGCAGUACUUCAAGCACCAGAACCUGCCGCCCAUCAACUCGGAGCCAGCCUAGAGCCGUGCCCAGGCCGUGCCCUCUGCGUGCCCGGAGCCGGCGGGCGCUGGCGGGCGGCGCGGGGUGGGCACUGCUGCGGGGAGGAGUUGCCCUCCCGGACCCACUCUCUCCUCUGUAACUUAAUGCUACACCUCCGACCCCUCCCGGAGCCGCCUGGGGGCUCCUGUCUGCAGCCCAGUGCCAGCUGGCAGGGAGCAGCCAGCGCCUGUGCCCAGGCUCUGCUGCCCAGGCUCUGCUGCCCAGGUCCUGCUGCCCAGGCUGUGCUGCCCAGGGUCUGCUGCUCAGGCUGUGCUGCCCAGGCUGUGCUGCCCAGGCUGUGCUGCCCAGGCUCUGCUGCCCAGGCUGUGCUGUCCAGGGUCUGCUGCUCAGGCUGUGCUGCCCAGGCUGUGCUGCCCAGGCUGUGCUGCCCAGGCUCUGCUGCCCAGGCUGUGCUGCCCAGGGUCUGCUGCUCAGGCUGUGCUGCCCAGGCUGUGCUGCCCAGGCUCUGCUGCCCAGGCUGUGCUGCCCAGGCUGUGCUGCCCAGGUCCUGCUGCCCAGGCUGUGCUGCCCAGGCUGUGCUGCCCAGGCUGUGCUGCCCAGGGUCUGCUGCCCAGGGUCUGCUGCCCAGGCUGUGCUGCCCAGGGUCUGCUGCCCAGGGUCUGCUGCCCAGGGUCUGCUGUCCAGGGUCUGCUGCCCAGGCUGUGCUGCCCAGGGUCUGCUGCCCAGGGUCUGCUGCCCAGGCUGUGCUGCCCAGCUCCUGCUGCCCAGGCUGUGCUGCCCAGGGUCUGCUGCCCAGGCUGUGCUGCCCAGGCUGUGCUGCCCAGGCUGUGCUGCCCAGGCUGUGCUGCCCAGGCUGUGCUGCCCAGGCUGUGCUGCCCAGGCCCUGCCCCCUCGCUCCUCCGUCAGUCUCCAUUGUCCUUUUACACUCUCAGUGAUCAGGAGAACAAAAACCCUUUUGAUGAGCAGGACUUUGCUGUCUCCGAGCAACGAAGUGCUCCCCCCGUGCCCAUGGUGCCAUGAGCUGUGCUGUCUGUGCCAACCUGCUCCCCCCCCCGGUUUUGUACCCUGCCCACGUUGCGUUUGGUACACUCAGGUUAAUAAAAGCCCCUUGGAGAUUUCA
This is a messenger RNA of Pogoniulus pusillus (Red-fronted tinkerbird), 2805 nucleotides long. RefSeq names its product copine 2 (gene CPNE2). Gene Ontology annotation, molecular function: calcium-dependent phospholipid binding. The transcript has 16 exons. Gene Ontology annotation, biological process: cellular response to calcium ion. The record is from RefSeq and is a predicted model, not a curated record. Gene Ontology annotation, cellular component: plasma membrane. The coding region runs from base 75 to 1706 and encodes 543 amino acids. NCBI's taxonomy places the organism in Eukaryota, Metazoa, Chordata, Aves, Piciformes, Lybiidae.